AUGGACCGUGGCGCGUUUGACGGCUCGUUCAAGAUUUACGUCGAAGAUCCCCGAAAACCGGCCUCCGACAUCGAGACGGGCCGCAUGGGGCCCGGCCCGUACAGUAUGGAGAUGUUCGCCAAGGAAGUGGACAAUGUGAAAGAGGACAUGAAGAGCAUGGAUAAGUUGUACGGUCAGGUGCAUGAGUCGAACGAGGACAUAAAAGUCGCGCAAAAUGCGGCCGCCAUGCAGGAGCUUAGAGACGAGGUCAACACCGACCUUGACCACGUCAUCAAGCUAGCCAAGCAGAUUAACAAAAAGUAUGAUGGGCUUGUCCGGGCCAAUGCGGCCCAACGGAGGGUCGCAGGAAGCGGGCCGGGCUCGUCGGACGAUAAUGCUCGGGCCGCGAUGAUUUCGGAGCUCGGUGACAAUAUCAAGCAAAUGAUGCGAAAGUUCCAAGGGCUUAGGGUACAGAUGGAGACCGACCACCGGCAACUCAUCGAGAGCAGGUAUUUCGCCAUCACACGAGAGAAGGCGACUGCAGAGGCCAUCGACAACUUGAUAGCGAACGAGGUGCCCGAGAGCCCGCUCCACCACGCCAUGCAGGACCACGGGCGUGGGCCCGUCAUGGAUGCCGUGGCCGAGAUCCAAGAGCGUCGUGGGGCCAUGAUGGAGGCCCGACGAACCCUAAUGUCCCUCCACCAAAUCCUCCUCGGCAUAGCCACCCCGGUGGCCGCAGUGGCCGCCGAGGGGCAGGCCAAGGCCCCCGGGCCCCCGAGCCCGGUCGAGCCCCCCGCCUACUCGCCGGGGGUGGGCCCACCAGGAGGCCCGGUAAAGGCAGGAGGGCCCGCGGGCUUGAACGACUACGAGAGGGAGACUCGGAACCAGGCGUACAUAGCCAUAGCGGUGGCGCUCGUCAUCAUUAUCUCCGUAAUCGUGUCUCUCCUCAAGGUCGAGAACCAGCUCGAGAACGAUGGGACUAGCUAA
Molecule: messenger RNA, 966 nt
Organism: Striga asiatica
Lineage: Eukaryota; Viridiplantae; Streptophyta; Magnoliopsida; Lamiales; Orobanchaceae
Source: the annotation of a GenBank genome assembly